AAAGAAUCAAAUACAAUGGAAAAAGAAGUAGAAGUAGUAGCAUCAGACUCAGUUUCAAACCAAAACCAAAACAAUAACAAUGAAAAUCAACACCAAAACCCACUCACCGAACCUUCAUCUUCAACCAUCACUUUCCACUCUCCUUCUCCUCCUUCCUCUUCACUACGAACCCGCAAAUCCCCUUCGCCUCCGCUUCACUCCAUCUCCGACUCUUCGAUUUCCUCUGGCCACUCCUCCACCGGCCACGUGUCCUCUUCGCCGUCGCCGCCGAGGAAGUCUCCAGCCGUUUCCUCGCCGGAAUCCUCGAUCUCCGAUGGCCACUUCUCCCUCCGCGACGAAGCCACUCCAAUCGAAGACCAAAGGUUCCCUCCUGUGCCGGCGCCGGUGCCGGUUGUGGUGGCUCAUCGGUUCCAGGUGGAGCCUAACGUGGUCACCAGGGUAGAUCCCGGAGCGGAAGAGGGUUUCAUCGGCGUCAAUGAUGUCAAACAAGCCUCCGCAGGUGAUGGCAAUGGCAACGGCGGCGGCGGCGGCGGCGGCGGAACUAAUCGGCGGUUGAGACCAGAUGUGAUGAGUAUGUUGAGGUCUAAGAAAAUAGCGAUGUGGAGCAAAGUUCUGCUGAGUCUUCGAAUCGCCACUUUUGCAUCCUGUUUGAUGUCUCUCUCAGUAUUGGCUGCCGAUAAGCGAAAGGGCUGGGCACAGGACUCUUUCUAUAGAUACAAGGAAUUCAGGUACAGCUUGUCAGUGAAUGCUAUUGGGUUUAUGUAUUCCGCAUUGCAGAUAUGUGAUCUAGUGAAGUACAUUUUCACAAGAAAGCACAUUGUGGAGCACCAGCUGAGGGCUUUAUUCAGUUUUGUAAUGGAUCAGAUCUUGACAUAUCUUCUAAUGUCGGCAUCAUCAUCGGCUGCCACUAGAGCUUAUGACUGGGAGUCCAAUUGGGGUAAGGAUAAAUUCCCGGACAUGGCAAAUGCAUCUGUGGUUUUGUCCUUCGUGGCCUUUGUGGCCUUCGCCUUCACCUCACUUGUAUCAGGUUCUAUCCUUUGUAGGUUUAGAUAGUUUAUGCAGUUUUUCUUUGCUUCACAGUCUCCUGUUAUCCUAUCCUAUCAUGUGUACAUUCCGGUAGUUUAUGCAACUCUUAGUUGCUAUGGUGGCCUUUCCCCAACAAUCUUGCAUCAGGUUCCAUCCUUGUAGUUUCAGAUAGCUUUACAAACAUUAUGCAAUAUUGUAUAUAAAUAUGUGGGUUGAUUGUUGUUAUAUCAGUUUUGGAAAUGGCAUGUGCCCAAUGUUCUGAAAGAAGAUUUGCUAUGUAAAAAUAGGAAAUUUUUAGUUAUGUCAAUCUUGUACUAGGAUUGACUAUUGAGAUGCUUAGUUCAUUUGCAUGUCA
Arachis ipaensis is the source of this 1381-nucleotide messenger RNA. Its product is annotated as CASP-like protein 4A3. The record is from RefSeq and is a predicted model, not a curated record. NCBI's taxonomy places the organism in Eukaryota, Viridiplantae, Streptophyta, Magnoliopsida, Fabales, Fabaceae.